Acaulospora morrowiae is the source of this 741-nucleotide messenger RNA. Lineage: Eukaryota; Fungi; Glomeromycota; Glomeromycetes; Diversisporales; Acaulosporaceae. The record is from the annotation of a GenBank genome assembly.
AUGAAUUUUGAAGAAAUUGAAGAACAGGAUGGAGCUCGAUUUUCCUGGAAUGUGUUUCCGGCAUCUCGCUUAGAUGCGACAAGGACGGUUGUUCCCAUAUCAUGCCUUUACACUCCACUCAAGGAGAGAGAGGAUCUACCGCCAAUAUAUUACGAACCUGUUGCUUGUAAAGCACCAUGUCGAGCAAUUUUGAAUCCGUACUGGUAUGCAAUAUUUGACUUAAACCUUAGUGAAAACAAUGCUAGUCUGGUCGUGUUGAGGAAUGCCUUUCCUCCUCAUUAUAAAGACAUCAGUGCCACUAAUCUUCCCGCCGAAUUGUUGCCUAAAUAUACUACCAUCGAAUAUACACUUAACCGUGCGCCUCAGGUUCCUCCAAUUUUCUUGUUUGUGGUCGAUACUUGUCUUGAAGACGAUGAUUUGAAAGCUUUGAAAGAUUCUCUGGUCGUUAGUCUUAGUUUGUUGCCACCUCAUGCAUUAGUUGGCUUGAUUACUUUCGGUACAAUGGCGCAAGUUCAUGAACUUGGAUAUAGUGAAUGCCCCAAAUCGUACGUUUUCCGAGGAACCAAAGAAUACACGCCAAAACAAGUUCAAGAUAUGCUUGGGCUACGUCCUCAAGUUCAAAGACCCGGUCAACCUGGAGUCCCGCCGAACAUGGGAGCUAGUCGCUUCCUCUUACCCGUUCAACAGUGUGAAUUCAUCUUGACUUCAAUUCUGGAACAACUUCAACGUGAUCCGUGGCCA